Molecule: messenger RNA, 1248 nt
Organism: Pangasianodon hypophthalmus (striped catfish)
Lineage: Eukaryota; Metazoa; Chordata; Actinopteri; Siluriformes; Pangasiidae
Gene: nsun3
Product: NOP2/Sun RNA methyltransferase 3
Exons: 6
Coding region: 71-1177 (368 amino acids)
Biological process (GO): rRNA methylation
Cellular component (GO): mitochondrial large ribosomal subunit
Molecular function (GO): methyltransferase activity
Source: RefSeq, a predicted model, not a curated record
AUCCGCGUUUCUGAGGGUAACAUUAAACAGACGGACCGGUGUUUCACUCUCGGUCGAUAAUGCUCUGUCAAUGUUGUCAUUAAAAUUUUUGUCCAGAGCAAAUGUCUCGACAGCAUGCAGUUAUAUGAGAAGUGGACGCUUCAGCAGUGUCGGGAGAGGACUUCACACCGCGCUUUGCAUUAAAGAGGACACAGGCAGCAGAGCUGAGAGGAAAGUGUGUGAGUCAGUGCUGGAGCAGUUUAACACCCAGUACAGAGAGGAGCUGGGGGAAGUCUGGCUUUCUGCAAGGGAAGUCCUGCUGAAUCCUCACUGUUGGCAGUAUGGCGUCCUACUGAAUCGCUUCAGCGAUCAUCUGGAUAUCAAGGCCGUUUUAAAAUCUCUCGGCUACUACAGCCUUCUGUCUCAACCAGAUUCCCCUAUCGACCGGUAUCUUCAGUGUCUCGUCCAUAAAGAUGCAGUGCGUCUGCCCACACAGAGACAUCGGCAGGGCUGGCUGAAGCAGUACUACCUGCUGAAUGCUGCGUCCCUGCUGCCCGUGCUGGCUCUGGCUGUGAGGGACGGAGAGAGUGUGUUGGAUCUGUGCUCCGCUCCGGGAGGGAAAGCCCUGGCUGUACUGCAAACGGCAAACCCGGGGCUGCUGCAUUGUAAUGAAGUGGAUAAGAGCAGGUAUGAGUGGCUGGUGAAGACUCUGGAGUCGUACGUCCCUCGCGCACUCAGAGACACCCACACCGUGACCAAUGAGGACGGCAGGGACAUCGGGAGCAAGAGGCCAGAGAUGUUCGACAAGGUGCUAGUAGAUGCCCCAUGCUCCAAUGACCGCAGUUGGCUGUUUAGCGCUGGAGCCCAGCAGGGGGAGCUGCGGUUGAGAGAGCGAGCUAAACUUCCGCAGCUGCAAAAGGAGCUUCUCUGUUCGGCCUUGGCAGCGGUGCGUCCCGGAGGACUCGUGGUUUACUCCACCUGCACCUUUUCCCGUGCUGAGAACCAGUCAGUCAUGGAGGCGGUUCUUUCCACCUCACAGGGGGUGGAGCUUGUGGAUCUGGAGGAGGAACUGAUUGGCUCUUUCUCUGGUCAUUUUAAAUUUGCCCACCUCCAACCUCCUCUGGGUCAUUUGGUGGUGCCAGAACAGGGAAGAACAUGGGGACCAAUGUAUGUGUGUAGAUUGAGGAGAAGCUCCUGAACAGCUACUUUCUCAUGGUGUGUACAGGAUUUUGGAGUUUGCCUAUCUCUAUUAAAGAAGAUUACACCACA